CAUGAACUUCACUCAACCCUAGCUGUCUCUUGUGUUCGUCCAAUCCGAGGGUUUAACAAAUCCUUGCUUCUGAAACUGCGACACAAGAGAUUGAUAGAGAGACGUUGAAUUCAACAUCUUGCUUUUCAUUUUGUACUGUUUCUCUAUUUCUCUUCCAACGGCGAAGAGACUGCUGCCGGAAUGGAUAUGGAAGUACCCGCCGUCCAACUGCCGCCACCAGCUGCAAGGAACACCGUACCCUUCGCCCAAAAGCCCAACUUCAAGCCCCUGAAAGCCCACGAAAUUUCCGAUGGCCAAAUCCAAUUCCGCAAAGUCUCCGUGCCGCCCCAUCGCUAUACCCCGCUAAAGAAAGCGUGGAUGGAAAUCUACACACCUGUAUAUGAACACAUGAAAAUUGACAUCCGGAUGAAUCUCAAGGCCCGACGGGUUGAAUUAAAGACCAGGCAAGAUACCCCCGAUAUUAGCAACCUCCAGAAAUGUGCGGACUUUGUGCACGCCUUCAUGCUCGGAUUUGAUGUAAUCGAUGCCGUGGCAUUGCUUCGAUUGGACGAGCUUUACGUCGAAUCCUUUGAGAUUAAGGAUGUGAAGACUCUGAGAGGGGAGCAUUUGUCCCGGGCGAUUGGGAGGUUGAGUGGUAAGGGAGGGAAAACCAAGUUUGCAAUAGAGAAUGCGACCAAGACGAGGAUUGUGAUUGCUGAUACCAAGAUUCAUAUACUCGGCUCCUUUGCUAAUAUUAAGGUGGCAAGAGACUCACUUUGUAGUUUAAUUUUGGGAUCGCCUGCAGGAAAGGUUUACUCUAAGCUGAGAGCAGUGACUGCACGCUUGGCGGAAAGGUUUUGAAGUUCUCUUCAUCUUUUCUUUAAUCCUUGUUGGUUUAUGAUAGAGGAGCUUAGAUUAUUUGAAUGUAAUAUGGUGCUGAAAUUUUGGGCUUAUUAUAUUACAAUUUUUUUUGUUUAAAAGGCUUGUUGUUCUGUAUCUUUCUUCUUUGUGAACUUAUGAUGCAAAUAUACAAGCUUAUAAAUAUUUGAAUACAUAUGUGACCUUGAGAAUUGCAA
Molecule: messenger RNA, 1055 nt
Organism: Olea europaea var. sylvestris
Lineage: Eukaryota; Viridiplantae; Streptophyta; Magnoliopsida; Lamiales; Oleaceae
Product: RNA-binding protein pno1
Exons: 1
Coding region: 181-840 (219 amino acids)
Cellular component (GO): nucleolus
Molecular function (GO): RNA binding
Source: RefSeq, a predicted model, not a curated record